GAACCCAAGUACGCCGUCGUCGCUCCACGGCUCCACCUAAACCCAACCAGGCCCAAGCUGAGGCAGGGCAGGGUUUUGCUCCCGAGUCCCCCACCCAUGGCGGCCGCUCGAGCUCUCCUCGCCCGCCUCCUCCGCCCCAAGAUCCCGCCUCUUUCCUCAUCCCACUGCUUUCUCCGGAGAGGAGGCCCUGUGCCGCUGCCGCCGCCCCCCGUCGGGGAGUGGCGGCGCGCGUUCCACGACGGGCGACCGCGCGGGCCGCUAUGGCGGAGCAAGAAGCUGAUCGGGAAGGAGGCCCUGUUCGCGAUCCAGGGGCUGAAGCGGUUCAAGGGGGACGAGGAGAAGCUGAAGGAGUUCGUCAAGCGGCACGUGGCGCGGCUGCUCAAGGCUGACAAGCUCGCCGUGCUCGGCGAGCUGGAGCGCCAGGAGGAGGUCGACCUGUCCGUCAAGAUGUUUAGGAUCGUUCAAAAGGAGGAUUGGUAUAAACCUGACGUUUACAUGUACAAGGAUUUGAUUAUUGCUCUAGCCAAGUGUAAGAAGAUGGAGGAAGCAAUGGAAAUAUGGGGGAACAUGAGAGAUGAGAAACUGUUUCCCGACUCACAGACUUAUGCUGAAGUCAUUAGAGGAUUCCUGAGAUAUGGUUCGCCAUCAGAUGCAAUGAAUAUUUAUGAGGACAUGAAAAGGUCACCUGAUCCACCGGAAGAAUUGCCUUUCAGGGUAUUAUUGAAGGGUCUUUUACCUCACCCGCUAUUAAGGAACAGAGUGAAGCAAGAUUUCGAAGAACUGUUCCCAGAGAGGCAUAUCUAUGAUCCCCCAGAAGAAAUAUUUGGAAUGCACUAGGGUUGAAGUUUCUUUCCGAAGUUCUAUGGCCGCAUGAACCUGGUGAGCUUAAGAUUUGAUCAGAUUAGCCGGUUGUUCCACAGAUUAUUUCUUACUUCUAUCACAAGAAUCCAGAAUCUGAUAGUUGGACUUUGGAGUGAGGUUAUGGAUGGUCCUGCUGCAUGGAGAGUUGGAGACACAAGAAGAUGUUCUGUUGGCCGGAUGAGUUUGUUACUAUGGUUACACAAAUUAUAUUGUUCAGGCUAUCUCUUACAAUACCAUUCCAUUUAUUCUCCUUGAAACUGCCAUCCCUGUAAUCCAGGAUCUUGUGAGAAGCUGAGAAGUAACAUUCAACAAUGCCGUUCUGUUGGGUCCACUUAUAUGAUUAGGUUGUUAGAAUAGGACACUGCCCAAUGUUCAUGUUGUUCCUUCCCUAACCACUUCGGAAACCUACUUUUGAUGAACAUGAAGGCAUCUUGUUUCCUGGUCACGAAAUUCUGAUUGUGGUAAAGUGAGCUCUGAA
Messenger RNA from Brachypodium distachyon (stiff brome), 1339 nucleotides. RefSeq names its product protein THYLAKOID ASSEMBLY 8-like, chloroplastic. The transcript has 2 exons. Gene Ontology annotation, molecular function: protein binding. The coding region runs from base 97 to 837 and encodes 246 amino acids. Lineage: Eukaryota; Viridiplantae; Streptophyta; Magnoliopsida; Poales; Poaceae. The record is from RefSeq and is a predicted model, not a curated record.